This is a messenger RNA of Pollicipes pollicipes, 2522 nucleotides long. RefSeq names its product potassium voltage-gated channel shaker cognate w (gene Shaw). Gene Ontology annotation, cellular component: postsynaptic membrane; dendrite membrane; voltage-gated potassium channel complex. Bases 142 to 1605 code for a protein of 487 amino acids. Gene Ontology annotation, molecular function: delayed rectifier potassium channel activity; protein binding. The transcript is spliced from 7 exons. The record is from RefSeq and is a predicted model, not a curated record. Gene Ontology annotation, biological process: action potential; potassium ion transmembrane transport; protein homooligomerization. NCBI's taxonomy places the organism in Eukaryota, Metazoa, Arthropoda, Thecostraca, Pollicipedomorpha, Pollicipedidae.
GGUCGCGCCACAGCAGCGCGUGUGCCCUAGAGUGACCGUCGACGCCGCCGUCAGCAGCCGCCUCUCGGAGCAACGGAGUGACAGUGAUGCCCUCUGCCUGGUGGUGAACCACAAUGACGGAGGGACGUCCGAUCUGCCGGCAUGGAUGCUGAGAACAGGGUCGUCCUCAACGUAGGCGGCAUUCGGCAUGAAACCUACAAGGCCACGCUCAAAAAGAUCCCGGCCACCAGGCUUUCUAGGUUAACGGAAGCCUUAGCCAACUACGACCCCAUAUUAAAUGAAUACUUCUUUGAUCGCCAUCCCGGUGUCUUUGCGCAGGUGCUCAACUAUUAUCGUACUGGCAAGCUCCACUACCCGACCGAUGUCUGUGGGCCGCUGUUCGAGGAAGAGCUGGAGUUCUGGGGCCUGGAUUCCAACCAAGUGGAGCCCUGCUGCUGGAUGACGUACACCCAGCACCGCGACACGCAAGAGACGCUGGCUGUGCUGGACCGGCUCGACCUGGACACGGACAAGCCGAACGAGGAGGAGGUUGCGCGCAAGUUCGGCUUUGAGGAUGACUACUACAACGGCACCGUCUCCUGGUGGCAGAACACCAAGCCGAAGCUAUGGUCGCUCUUCGACGAGCCGUACUCGUCGCAGGCGGCCAAGAUCGUGGGCAUCGUCAGUGUGUUCUUCAUCUGCAUCUCGAUCGUGUCCUUCUGCCUGAAGACGCACCCCGAUAUGCGUGUGCCCUACAUAAAAAACAUCACGGUGCAAACAGCGUUCAACGGCACCGCCUGGACGCUGGACAAGUACCAAACCAGUCCGCACGACGCCUUCUUCUACAUCGAGUGCGUCUGCAACGCCUGGUUCACGUUCGAGAUCCUGGUGCGCUUCGUAGCGUCGCCGAACAAGAAGGCGUUCAUCACGUCCUCGGUCAACAUCAUCGACUACAUCGCCACGCUCAGCUUCUACAUCGACCUGAUCCUGCAGGAGUUUGCGGCCCAUGUGGAGAACGCCGAUAUUCUAGAGUUCUUUAGCAUUAUUCGUAUCAUGAGACUGUUCAAGUUGACGCGGCACUCGAGUGGACUGAAGAUUCUGAUGCAGACAUUUCGAGCGUCGGCCAAGGAGCUCACCCUUCUGGUGUUCUUCCUGGUGCUCGGCAUCGUCAUCUUCGCCUCGCUCGUCUACUACGCCGAGCGGAUACAAGUGAACCCGCACAAUAACUUCAAUUCGAUCCCACUCGGACUCUGGUGGGCGCUCGUUACGAUGACCACAGUUGGUUACGGCGACAUGGUGCCGAAGACCUAUGUGGGCAUGUUCGUCGGCACCCUUUGUGCCUUGGCCGGUGUACUGACGAUCGCUCUGCCAGUGCCGGUCAUCGUCUCCAACUUCGCCAUGUACUAUUCGCACACGCAGGCGCGCGCCAAGCUGCCCAAGAAGCGCCGCCGGGUGAUAGCUGUCGAGCAGGUGCGGCCCGUGGCGCGAAAGCCGGGCGGCAACGGACCCGGCGGCAACGGCGGCGCCAACCGCAUGGGAGCGCAGAAAAAUCCCAAGGAGAGCAUGGGCAUCGCUUCCAAUAAUACAACAAACGGGACUAAGGGCUUAGCUAACGUUGGACCAUGACUCCGAUAUUUCCAUAUCCUUCCUGCUACCAAAAACCUCGACCAUAACCUUCAACCAACGUCAUAGGCUCAGCAUUCACGCAUCUGCAUCCAAGUAAAGUACUAAGUGGUGUCAGUCAUAGAUGCUAUGUGUUAUUUCUGUUCUGGCAACUUAGAAAGCGUGCAAUUUCUGUCUUGUUUCAUUCACCGGCUUCAAUUGAGCAUCGCUUUGAUUUGCGCCCACCUCACAGACACCAUCUUCUCAAGCCUGUGGCGACCGUUCUCUUCAAGCUACUGAAAUUGCUUUCGUUAUCGUCACUUUAGACCCUUCCGUGCCAAGACACGACAGUACUCUCUCACUGUGACCCACCGAGCCGCUUCCAGCUGGCACUCACGCUAACGACAGCCAACACUGUUCACCUCCUAUAGCCUUCUGGUAUCGGCAAUAUGUAACCGUCUCUCUUUCCCAGUCGGCUAUCUCUUCUAGACCUGAUAGCUGUUUCCGACUUUCUGUCAGUGUGAAUAGAUGUCGCUUUAGAGAGCUUUCACAAAUCAUACAUAGAUGGCUCUGUGUACCAUAUAUGGCUUCCACGCUUGGGACACUAGCAUGCACAUACAACGGCGUGGGUUGACAUGGUUCGACGGUCGGUGACAUGCGUGCGCGAAAUCGGGCGAGGCACUGUAGCAGACAAGUAGCAAAAUAGUCAACUACGGCAUCAUCAUCACUAUAGUGACGGAGUUAGAGUAGCAACAUAGCUGUCAGCAGCAUUUUCCAUUGCAUCAUGAGGGGUAUGUGUAGCUGCGUGCCGAGUGCUGCGUCGUUGGUCACGACGCGUUGUGGUCUGUCAGCGCACGCGCUGCGUAGCUCGCGGCGAAUGCGCCACGUGCGCCAUCGUCUGAUCGCCGUCGCACAGUGCACCCGGUAAUGCCUGCCCGUCU